Molecule: messenger RNA, 3402 nt
Organism: Gastrolobium bilobum
Lineage: Eukaryota; Viridiplantae; Streptophyta; Magnoliopsida; Fabales; Fabaceae
Product: probable leucine-rich repeat receptor-like protein kinase At1g35710
Exons: 2
Coding region: 1-3402 (1133 amino acids)
Biological process (GO): protein phosphorylation
Molecular function (GO): protein binding; ATP binding; protein kinase activity
Source: RefSeq, a predicted model, not a curated record
AUGUUCAUUUGUCCAACUAUUCAGUCCAUGAAACUCAUACCAUUUUGGGGGCUUCUUGUAAUGUGUUUUUGUGCAAUGUUAAUGGCCUUUUCUCCUGAUGUUGUCGCUGCUUCAGCCACACUACAUUCCAGAGAAGCAAAUGCUUUGUUGAAAUGGAAAGCCAGCCUUCACAACCAAAGCCAAGCUUUGCUAUCUUCAUGGACCGGAAAUAGUCCUUGCAAUAAUUGGCUCGGAAUUGAGUGUGACGUGUCCAGGUCUGUCUCCAGCAUUAAUCUUACAAAUAUUGGAUUAAGAGGUAUGCUUCGAUGUCUCAACUUCACUUUACUUCCAAACAUCCUCACUAUAGAUAUAAGUCUCAACUCCUUGAAUGGAAGUAUUCCACCCCAAAUUGGGGUAUUGUCCAAACUCUCCUAUCUUGAUCUCAGUGACAAUAAUCUCUCUGGAACAAUUCCUUCUGCUAUUGGAAAUUUGACAAAGGUCACUUGGUUAAAUUUUUUCUCAAAUGAACUUAUUGGGUCAAUACCAUCCUCAAUUGGUAACUUGAUUAAUUUGGAGACUGUUAGCUUUCACACAAACAAACUCUCAGGACCAAUUCCUUCCACUAUUGGUAACUUGGUUAACUUAGAAUUAGUUGGACUUGCUGCAAACAAACUCUCUGGACCAAUUCCUUCCACUAUUGGAAAUUUGACAAAACUUAGUGUGUUAUAUUUGUUCUCAAAUGAUCUCACUGGACCAAUACCACACUCAAUUGGUAAUUUGGUUAAUUUGGAGACAAUUGACCUUUCUGAAAAUAAACUCUCUAGACCAAUUCCUUCCACUAUUGGAAAUUUGACAAAGGUCAGUGAUUUAAAUUUAUUCUCAAAUGACCUUACUGGGCCAAUACCAUCAUCAAUUGGUAACUUGAUUAAUUUGGAGAUUGUUAGCUUUCACACAAACAAACUCUCAGGACCAAUUCCUUCCACUAUUGGUAACUUGUUUAAUUUAGAAACAAUUAAACUUGCUAUAAACAAACUCUCUGGACCAAUUCCUUUCAUGAUUGGAAAUUUGACAAAAGUUAGUGUGUUAUAUUUAUUCUCAAAUGAUCUCACUGGGCCAAUACCACCGUCAAUUGGUAAUUUGGCUAAUUUGGAAUCAGUUGAACUUUUUGAAAAUAAACUCUCAGGACCAAUUCCUUCCACUAUUGGAAAUUUGACCAAGGUCAAGGUAUUAUAUUUAUACUCAAAUGAACUCAUUGGGCCAAUACCACCAUCAAUUGGUAAUUUGGCUGAUUUGGAAUCAGUUGAUCUUGUUGACAACAAACUCUCGGGACCAAUUCAUUUCACUUUUGAAAAUUUGACAAAGGUCAAAGUAUUCUCCUUAGGCUCAAAUGAACUCAGUGGGAACAUCCCAAUAGAAAUGAACAGGCUCACUAAUUUGGAAAAAUUGCAGUUACAUAAUAAUCAUUUUAUUGGUCAUUUGCCUCAUAACAUUUGCGUUAGUGGAAAGUUGGCAAAUUUUUCUGCUUUCAAUAACCAUUUUACUGGUUACGUUCCUAAGAGUUUGAAAAAUUGCUCCAGCCUAAUAAGAGUUCGACUUCAACAAAACCAGCUGACUGGAAAUAUAACAGAUGAUUUUGGCGUAUAUCCAAAAUUGGACUACAUCGAAUUGAGUGACAAUAAUUUUUAUGGUCACCUUUCACCAAAUUGGGGAAAAUGCUAUAGCCUCACAAGCCUCAAGAUCUCCAACAAUAACUUAUCUGGUGUCAUACCACCAGAACUAGGCAAGGCAAUCAACUUACAUGUACUUGACUUAUCUUCAAACCAUCUCAUGGGAAAAAUUCCGAAUGAGUUAGGUAAACUGACAUCAUUGAUCAAACUCUUGAUAAGCAACAAUCAUCUUUCACAAAAUGUUCCCAUGCAAAUAACAUCAUUGCACGAACUUGAUACCUUGGAGCUUGCAGGGAAUAAUUUAUGUGGCUUCAUCAUAGAGCAACUUGGAAUGCUGUCUAAGUUGUUGAACUUAAAUUUGAGCCAAAAUAAUUUUAAGGGACAUAUUCCUGAUGAGUUUAGGCAAUUAAAAGUUCUUCGAAGUCUUGAUCUUAGUGCAAAUUUUUUGGGUGGAACAAUACCAGCAGUGCUUGGACAACUGAAAUACAUAGAAAUAUUGAAUCUCUCACACAAUAGUCUUUCUGGUAUAAUUCCCACCAGCUUCGGUGACAUGUUUAGCUUGACAUCUGUUGAUAUAUCAUAUAACCAAUUAGAGGGUCCACUUCCAAACAUCCCUGCCUUUCAUAACGCUACAAUUGAAGCUUUGAGAAAUAAUAGUGGCUUGUGUGGUAACAUCUCUAGCUUGAAGCCUUGCCCUUCAUCAAGUGGCAUAUCUCAUCAUAACACUAACAAAGUCAUAUGGGUAGUUCUACCCCUUACUUUGGGCAUUCUAUUGGUUGUAAUAUUUGUUAUGGGAGUCUUGUAUCAUCUCUGCCGAUCUUCAAGCACAAAAGAAAACCAAGCUGCAGAAUCACAAGCUCAAAAUCUAUUUGCAAUAUGGAGUUUUGAUGGAAAAAUGGUGUAUGAGAACAUUAUUGAAGCUACAGAAGAAUUUGACAACAAACAUCUUAUUGGGGUUGGAGGGAAUGCAAGUGUUUACAAAGCAGAGUUGCCCACUGGUCAAGUUGUUGCUGUGAAGAAACUCCAUCCAGCACCAAAUGAAGAAAUAUCCAAUGUAAAAGCUUUCACAAGUGAGAUCCAAGCUUUGACAGAAAUUCGACAUCGUAACAUUGUCAAGCUAUAUGGGUUUUGUUCUCAUUCACGAUACUCAUUUCUGGUUUAUGAGUUCUUGGAGAAGGGUAGUGUGGAGAUGACUUUGAAAAAUGAUGAACAAGCUAUUGCAUUUGAUUGGAAUAGGAGGGUGAAUGUGGUUAAAGACGUAGCUAAUGCUUUAUGCUAUAUGCAUCAUGACUGCUUGCCUCCAAUUGUUCAUCGAGAUAUAUCAAGCAAGAAUGUUCUUUUGGAUUUGGAAUAUGUGGCUCAUGUCUCUGACUUCGGAACGGCUAAGCUCCUCAAUCCUAAUUCAACCAACUGGACCUCAUUUGCAGGCACCUUUGGAUAUGCUGCUCCAGAACUUGCAUACACAAUGGAAGUAAAUGAGAAAUGUGAUGUGUACAGUUUUGGAGUAUUAGCAUUGGAAAUACUUUUUGGAAAGCACCCUAGUGAUGUCAUGUCUUCUUCAUGGAUUGUUGUGGCCUCAAAAAUUGAUAAUAUAUCGUUGAUGGAUAAGUUGGAUCAACGUCUCCCUCAUCCAGUGAAUCCUAUUGUGAUAGAUGUAUUAUCGAUUGCAAGGAUAGCAAUUGGUUGCUUGAAUGAAAGCCCACGCUCUCGCCCUACCAUGGAGCAGGUUGUUAAGAAGCUUGUAAUGUCAAAGUGA